Thunnus maccoyii (southern bluefin tuna) is the source of this 3089-nucleotide messenger RNA. Its product is annotated as vasopressin V2 receptor-like. The coding region runs from base 1157 to 2296 and encodes 379 amino acids. The record is from RefSeq and is a predicted model, not a curated record. Gene Ontology annotation, molecular function: peptide binding; vasopressin receptor activity. Gene Ontology annotation, biological process: positive regulation of vasoconstriction; regulation of systemic arterial blood pressure by vasopressin; G protein-coupled receptor signaling pathway. The transcript has 2 exons. Gene Ontology annotation, cellular component: membrane. NCBI's taxonomy places the organism in Eukaryota, Metazoa, Chordata, Actinopteri, Scombriformes, Scombridae.
AAAAAAUGUAUAUAAUUUCAGUGUAACUGAGCAAAAUGCAAAAAUGUUGCAACCGCCCCCAGCCUUUCCUACUAUACACUUGUAAGGUAGUUCUUCUUAACUUGAGUAUUUUCUUUUUUCAGCUUUUUACUUUUAAUCCACUACAUUUCAGAAGCAAAUGCUACACUUUUUUUUUCACUCUACUACAUUAAUCUGACAAAUGCACCAGGGCUACUACCUUGCAAACGAAUAUUUUACAUAUCUACAAAACAUAAUUCAUUUAUAAUAUAUGAUGAAUUGUUAAAAUUAAGCUGUGUAGUGAAAUAUAAAGUGCCUACUAAAACAUUAAAAUGCAGCUUACACGUUUAUGUAUUAGUAGCCUUUUUCAAAAAUCCAGUAAUAAAAUGUAUAUAAUAAUAAAACUCUGGGGCCAUUAUCCUAUAUAAUGAGUAUUUUUAUUUUUGAUAGGCUACCGUAAGUACAUUUCUCUGAUAAUAUUUCUCUAUUUUGAAUGCAGUACUUUAACUUAAUCGAGUAUUUUUACACUCUGGUAUUGCUAUUUUACUUAAGUAAAGGAUCUGUAUCCUUGUGCCACCACAUAGGUUAUCAACAUACAGUAUUUAAAGCACAAAAUAUCCUUAUUAUAUUAUAUCAAGCGACCCUGGUUGAACUUCCUCUGGUCCAUUUAUUAGAUGUUCUGGACGUUUCAAUCAUAACAUUAAAAUGUAAUUUAAAAGUCAAUAUCAAUGACCUGCUAAGUAGAUUAUUCCAUUGUGAGCAUAAAGUCAAUGAGCACUGGUAAAGGCUUUUUCCGCCUUUAAAGUAUAAUGAGACUUACAUGUCUGGUAGUCACAGUACUGGAUGAAUGUAAGCUCCACCCAGGUGUCAUCUUCACAUAAAACACCGGGACACAGCUGCAGAGACCUUCCCGAGCAAAAGACCACCUGCUGCUCCAGACAUUAUUCCCCCAACCUGAAUCGACCAACCUCAGAAACUGAAAUUCACAUUCAUCGCAUUUGACACAUACCUGUUUCCUGACGGUAGGUCGAGAUGUGUGUUAUAAAGUGUCUUGGUGACAGUUUUCAAGUGUAGUUUUGCCUUUUGAUAUGUUGUAGGGUCGAAAUAAUACAGCAAAUUAGGUAAAAGAAGUUUUCAGAAUAUAUUUUACUUUUGGAAAAUGCAAACUUUAAGUAUUCUUUUAUUCCUCAACAGCCUGCCGGGUCAAGUUUGCAAGUCUGACAAGUAUCACCGGCACCCAGACACAAUGCGUCCUCUCAAUGACAGUGACUUUACGGAUACGGAGGACGUGGCGAGAGACGAGAGUCUGGCCAGGGUGGAGAUCGCCCUGCUCAGUGUCAUCUUCGUCAGCGCCGCCAUCCUUAACACCACCCUGCUGGUCGUCCUGUGGAGACAGCGCAAACAGGUGACCAGGAUGCGCGUCUUCGUCUUUCACCUGUGUCUGGCGGACCUGGUGGUCACUUUCUUCCAGGUGUGUCCGCAGCUCAUGUGGGACAUCACGGACAGAUUCGUCGGGCCGGACCUGAUGUGCCGCCUGGUGAAGUACCUGCAAGUUCUCGGCAUGUUUUCUUCAACUUAUAUGAUCGUGGUGAUGACAGUGGACAGAUACCAAGCUGUGUGCAACCCGAUGGUGAAGUUCCAGCGGACGCGCACGCGACUGAACAUACCUGUGUGCGUCGCGUGGGGGGUUUCUCUGCUGGGCAGCCUGCCACAGAUUUUCAUUUUCUCACAGGUCGAGGUGGCACCCGGCGUGUUUGACUGCUGGGCCAAGUUUAUCCAGCCAUGGGGACUGAAGACUUACAUCACCUGGACCACGCUGGUCAUUUUCAUUUUACCUGUUAUUACAGUUGUUAUUUGCCAAGUGCGCAUCUGCAGAGCCAUCCAGAUCAACCUGUACCAAAAAACUCAGCAGCAGUGCAGCGUGGCUCUCCCGCUGCCGUCCAGAGCCAGCGGCGUGGCCGGCAUGUCCAAGGCCCGGGUCAAGACGCUGAAGAUGACGGUGGUUAUAGUGCUGGCUUACAUCAUCUGCUGGUCCCCCUUCUUCACUGUCCAGCUUUGGUCCGCCUGGGACACAGAUGCGCCAAAAGAAACUGCGACUUUCACCAUCCUGAUGUUGCUGGCCAGUCUGAAUAGCUGCGCCAAUCCCUGUAUAUACCUCCUGUUCAGCGGCCAGUUUCCCAAGAGGCUGGUGACGCUCCUGUGCCGGCGGCAGUCCAACGGUAAGGAUUCAAUGCACGAAGAGGCGACGCUGGUCAGCACAUUGUAUAUGAGCUUCAAAAAUGUCUCCGAGUCCAAAUGAAGGGGACCCCGUUGAACCUUGAGAUGUAAAAGCCUGCAGGAAAAGGCGGCGCGAAGUUUUCGCGCCUUGCUGAACUGCCUCUGAGCUCUGUCUGCAUGUGGACGACUAUUCCUCUGAGCAGCAGAUGUGAAGAUAUUAAGACUUAUAGACUAUCUAUAUGGGUACCUGACAUUUGAAAAUAUGGUAUGUCCUAGUACCAAAAGCAAACCAGAAAUGGGUACCCAUGAGUGAGAACUGCGCUCCAGAUGCUGGAUGUUGAUGAACAAAGGGUGCAGUUUUGAUGGCCUGCAGUGCCAAUGCUCUUUGGUAAAGCACCAGUAGAGAAAAAGAUACAGUAAACUGCUGGUGUGGAUCAUAUCACCACAUUGUUUUGACUGGGACAGGUUUGAUGUGACAUGCCUCACAUUUAAAAGAAGGUGGGUUUGGACUUGUAUGUUACUUGUAUUUGUAUUGGCCAAACUGGCCAAUACACAUAUACUGUAGCAUAUAAAAUUAUACUUAAGUCUUUAGAGUUAAGUUCAGAAACCUGAAGCUACAGGAUAUAUUGCAUCUACACAGUAGCUCUAUUUUCUGCAGUUGAAGCUGUCAGCAAGCACAAAUGUGUUUUCUUGAAUAACAGAGAAAAGAAAGUAUGCAGUGCAGUAUGUGCCCGCCUCCCAAAAAACUGUUGUAACAUUGCUGUAAGCUACUUAAAGAUAGUGAAAUACGUUUGUCACUUCUGUAAAUGUUCACUGUGGUCACUGAGUUACUGCAAAAUAUGUUAAAUAUUCUUCUUCUGUGACAAAAGAAAGUG